This is a messenger RNA of Owenia fusiformis, 3823 nucleotides long. The record is from the annotation of a GenBank genome assembly. Lineage: Eukaryota; Metazoa; Annelida; Polychaeta; Sabellida; Oweniidae.
GUUUCUCUUGGUUAUAUAUUACAGGCAAAUGUUAAAUCGCAUUCACACAAAGCUAGGCAAUGUGUGUCCGAUUCCAGCCAAUCGAAAUAGAGUAUGCACAUAAUGAACAGUGUGAAAUAUCAAAAGAACCGUCCAUGGUAUAAAAUAAGACAAUAAUUAAAGUACAACUAUUUAGUCUGUAUCGACCUUGAAAAUUGACUAAGUGUUAUUUAAUCCACUUGGACUAUUGUUGAGUGUUCAAUAAUGCUAGAAUGUCAAUAAUCGCUAAAGAUGCUGUUAUAAGUAGAGAUGUAUGUAUGUAUUGGUAAUUAAGAUGUUGAAAUGAUGGAUAAGAGAUUGUUAUUGAAGCAACACUACAUCAUCUUCGUCGGACAUCACUCGGUGAUUUACUUAUCGCCACACGCACUGUAGGCUCAGGUGUGUAACCACAUUGUGAUCUAUCCGUAUGGUAAACCGAACGGAGUCAUAAGUGUGCGCAAACGGAUUUGACGUAGAUGGUAGAUGGAACUUUUUAUGAUGGACGUGAUCUGACGAGAAUAAGGUGAUCCAGACGCUGCUGUGCUGAUAAAAAUGGCGGCCACCGAUGAUGCGAUGCUGACCCGAUGCCUUACACAGACGCGAUGACACAUUAAGCAAAUCUAAUCAACGUGACACAUACAAUGAUCGCACAAAACAUUAAACUGAUACCGAUGACAAUACAUGAGAUAUUCCGAGUCAUAAAUAUAGUUCCGAACGUACCGCUCCUUGUUUGGGCAUUUAUGCUGUAUCCCAAGGCGCUUGCAGUCGUCAAUCUACGAGGCGCAGGAGCGUCGUUCCCCAGUGAGGUGUACGCAGCGUACAUGCCUAUAUACAAAUCAACGAGGUCUGCAUUUGUGACACUUAACAUGACAUACGAUGUAGUGGGAAGUGGAAACGGACAGAAACGGAUUAAAAAGACGGGACAUGACAGCACGCUUGAUGUGGAAUAUGCUGGUUCUGAUGGCUUGUUGGGGGAAGAUGAUUACCUGUCAUACCCUGACCUUCAAAUGCUUCCUGUGCUUGCAGGGUCAGUGGUGCUGGCAUACAACUUACCGGGUAUUGAUAGCUUAGUUCUGUCUAGAGAGCACGUUACUGGGAUCUAUAAUGGCACCUACACCAUGUGGAAUGACGGUAGCAUUCAGUCUCUCAACCAAGAGAAAGCUUUGCCUUCAAAGUCUAUCAUCGUAAUUGCACGGGCGGACAGUUCAGGAACUACUGAAAUUUUCACACAGGCAUUAAGCUCAUUCAGUCCAAAUUGGGCUUUAAACCCUGGUGUUUUCAAACAAGGUAUCGGCGAUGAUGAUCUUCCGAUCUCAUGGAAUAAUAGUGUUGUUAAACUGUAUGGACAUACCAACAGGGGUACAUCGGGCUUGGUUUUAUCAUUCAAAUAUAGUGUCGCAUACAUAUCGUUAUCAGACGCAUUAACCAGCAACCUGCAGUAUGCUCGGAUAAAAAAUAAGGCGGGAACAAUUGUUUCCGCUUCAACCGAAUCCAUUCAAAACGCUAUGGACGCUAAAGUAGAUGAGUUUGAUGAACGACUUACAACUUCGCUGACAGAUGCUGGUGGUUUAAACUCAUACCCAAUCGCUGGUUAUACCUACCUCAUCGUAUUCAAGACAAGUUUGAAUUGUAACUCGGCGGUAGAACUGGUCAGGUACAUACGAUGGAUAUAUACUUCAAAAGUAGCGUCCAGCGAAGCAGAAAUUCGUGGCAUGGCAGUCGCAAGUGAAAAUGUGGACAAACUCGUAACUGAAAGAGUUCUAAAAACGAUGACGUGUGGACUCGAUGCUCGCAAUGUUUGGGACGUAGUACAAGAUGAGAUACAAAAUGAAGAAUUAGCGAUGCAAACAUGGCGUAUCCCUUUGUUUAUAUGUGUCCCCAUUGUAGUCAUUGUCUUUGGUACUCUGGUAAUAUAUAUUGCUCGCCAACAGUAUAAAUUAAAUCAAGCCCUUUGGAAGGAGGAAUGGAAAAUAUCGAGUUCCAAUCUGAAUAUACUGACUCCUCAAAGUCAAAAUGACAAUUGGGGAUCACGUAUGAGUAUAAUCAAAUCAAUUGCUGCUUCAAUUGGGUCUUCAGUGAAACGGGGGUGGUCUAAUGGUAGUCGAAGCAACUGCAGUCGCGAUAUGACAAUUCGAUUUUUGCUCAAUUCACAGAAAUUAGCAAGAUGGAAUGAUAAGAUCGUCAAUUUGCGACCAGUUAGAAUUCAAUUACAGCAACUCAAAAAUCCUUCAAAAAAGUUGCUCAUAACGUUUAAGCACUUUGUACAUCAUGUUAAUGUUGUCAAGUUCUACGGCGUAAGCGAAGUAAAAGACCAUAUGUAUUUUAUAACCGAAUAUUGUCAUAAAGCGCAGUUGAGAGACGUUCUGCAGAAUGAAAAGUAUGUCUUAGAUAACAAUUUUAAAUUUUCCAUGAGUGCAGAUAUUGCCGCUGGUAUGGCAUACUUACACGGCCUUGACAUUAUACACCAUAGCCUUAGAUCGUCAUGCUGUUAUAUUGACAAUCGCUGGAAUGUGAAGAUAGGAGAAUGGCAAUAUUAUAAACUUUCACUGUCGCAGAAUGAUCCGUAUGCCAAAGCAUUGCCCGAGGAAUGCGAUUGCAUCGAGAGCUCGCAGGAAUCCACGAAACACGUAAACGAAACUUAUGCCCGCUAUCUGCUGUGGACGGCACCAGAGAUUGUAUCGUCCAUAGAAGCUGCCUCUGAGGUGACUUACACCAAAGAAAAUGAUGUAUACAGCUACGGUAUACUCAUUCAAGAAAUAUUUACGAGAGAAGAUCCUUAUAUAGAGGCAACAGAGAUCCGACCAGCUUCUCAGGUUUUGCAUGAAAUUGUACACGAGGGGCUCCGGCCAAAAUUUACAACGGACACGUCAGGAGGUUUGAUAUCAAUAAUGGAAUCAUGUUGGACAAGUAAUCAAGCAGAACGGCCGCCAUUCGGAAAAAUCUUGAAAAAAAUAACACAAGUGAAUCCAUCUAAGAAAAGCGUUAUCGACUGCAUGAUGGAAACUUUAGAGAGUUACGUUGCUGAUCUUGAAUCUAAGGUUGAAGAAAGGACGGAAGAACUAGCUGUUGCGAUGAGUAAUGUACAAACUCUGUUGCAUAAGAUCCUUCCGCCAUCUGUUGCGACAAAAUUAUCAAAAGGCGAAGCCGUUGAACCAGAAUAUUCUGACGCAUGUACAAUAUUUUUCUCGGAUAUUGUCGGCUUCACCAACCUCUCCUCCGAGUCUAAGCCGCUUGAGAUUGUCACCAUGCUCAAUCAGUUGUAUUCAACGUUUGAUGGCAUCAUCGAUAAUUACGACGUGUACAAAGUUGAAACAAUAGGGGAUGCAUACGUGGUUAUAUCGGGGCUACCAAAUAGAAACGAAGAGAGACACGUCGGUGAAAUCGCCACAAUGGCUCUUGACUUCGCUGUUGCAUCUGCAGAUUUUGUAAUCCCGCAUUUCCCCGACAGGGCUUUAAUGUUGCGCAUUGGGAUUCACUCGGGUCCAGUAGUUGCUGGAGUCGUGGGUCAAAAGAUGCCGAGAUAUUGCCUGUUUGGUGAUACUGUCAACACAGCCUCCAGAAUGGAAAGUACGUCAGUGCCUAGGAAAAUACAAAUCUCAGAGAGCACGAACAGACUGUUACACCAAUUGGGGGGAUAUAUCACAGCAAAGCGGGGACAAAUCCACAUAAAGGGAAAAGGAGAAAUGGAAACGUUUUGGUUGACGGGAAAACUGUUUUAUGACAAGACUGUACCUCCUGAAUUUCUGCGAGAAGUGUCUGACGCCAAUUAACAGUUUAAAGAUCAAGUGCGAGGAUAUAGAUUAUA